AUGUUUCUACAUAUAAUUUUAAUGAAUAAAUUAUUAUUUUUAUUAGCAUACUGGCAUUUGCAAUGGAGCUGUUACACACUACACCAUAUAAGAAGGAUUGAAAAAAUAAUUACAUCGAGAGGAUUAAGUGAAAUAAAUUUAUAUGAACCGAAUUAUGAUAAUGAUCUUGAAAUGAAAAAAGUAAUGGAUAACUUUAAUCGACGAACAGAAAAACGAUUUGAAGAACUUAAUGAAAGAAUAAAGGAAAAACGAAAAAAAUAUAAUAAAAAAUGUGAUAAUGAUAUAAAAGAAAUUAUUGUAAAGGAUAAAAUAGAAAAACAAUUAAUAAAAAAAUUUUCAGCAUUAGAGAAUGUAUCUGAUCCAAACCAUUUACAUAAAGGUAAAAGUAAAAAAAAGGUAACACAUAAUGUACAAAAGUGUUCUUAUAAAAAGAGAAAAUCAUUACGAAGUAUCUUAACAGAAUGGGACAUUUUAGAUAAUAUUGAUAUGUAUGAAUGGAUACCAUUUUGUUCUACUGAAGAAAAUAGUGAUGGUAGUAUAAAAAAUAUUAAAGAUGCCAUUACUAAAGUUGGCUAUAUAGGUUCUAAUAAUUCUAUUGCUCCUGAAAAAAAGGGUGUAAAAGAUACUACUGGACUUCGAUCUAUACUUAGUUCUAUUCUAGGUUCUUCUAAUUCCUUAUUUCAAAAAUAUAUAGAUGAAAAUAUUACAUCUGAAGGUAGUAGUUUUAAAAAACAAAGUAGUUUUGCAUCUUUUAUUAUUUAUGGCUUAUCAGAAAUUGUUGAACAUGUUGUAGUUCCUGUUGUCACUACUCUUUUUUUUGGAAAUACUGGUGAUGAAAAGGACAGUAAAUCUAAACCUGGAGGGAAUAAUUCAUCUGGGGAAGAAUCUCAAGUGUCUACACUUUCAUGCUCAUGUAAAGAUAAAAGUGAAUGCACAUGUAAGUGUACAGGUACUUGUGUAUGUAAGUGUGUAUGUAAGAAUUCAUCAGAGCCUGCGAUUACAUGUGCUUGUGUUGAAAAGUGUAAAGAUGCAUGUCAGUGUGCGACAUCGUGUGCUUGUGCAAAGAAGUGUGUUAGUGCAUGUGUCUGUGCAGAGAAAUGUGUCGCUGCGUGUGAAUGUGCAUGUGCACAUCAUUCACACAAUCAUAUGUUCAUUAUACCAAUUAGUUCUGAAAGCUUUAUUGCGGCUUAUACUAUAGCUUCCAUACUUUUAUUUUUAUAUUUUAUAUUACAAUUCUAUAGAAAAAUAAGGAUGGAGAAAAAACAGAAAUAUUUAAAAUUAUUAAAAGAAUAG
Messenger RNA from Plasmodium reichenowi, 1293 nucleotides. RefSeq names its product rifin. The coding region runs from base 1 to 1293 and encodes 430 amino acids. The record is from RefSeq and is a predicted model, not a curated record. NCBI's taxonomy places the organism in Eukaryota, Apicomplexa, Aconoidasida, Haemosporida, Plasmodiidae. The transcript has 2 exons.